This is a messenger RNA of Meira miltonrushii, 660 nucleotides long. RefSeq lists its product as uncharacterized. The transcript has a single exon. The annotation marks the transcript as partial. The record is from RefSeq and is a predicted model, not a curated record. NCBI's taxonomy places the organism in Eukaryota, Fungi, Basidiomycota, Exobasidiomycetes, Exobasidiales, Brachybasidiaceae.
CUCAAUCCAAUCAAAUGGAGAGACGCAAUUACGGCAAAUGGUAUCCCCGCUUUAUUGAAAGGAUCAGAUUCGAGUAAUGGUCCGUUUAAGCGAUCAUUGAUAUUCCCGAACGCAUACGGCAACGUUUUGGAAGUGGGUGCUGGGACCGGGAUGACCCUCAAGUACUACAAUGUAGACAAGAUAAAUCAUAUCUAUCUGAUGGAGCCAUGUGUAGAAUUGCAUGAUGAAUUACGACGAUCCAUCGCUGCAAUUCCCGCUUUGAAGGAUAAGACGACAAUCUUAUCUUGUGGUAUCGAAGAUCGCAAAGACUUAGAAAAAGCAGGCGUUUUUCCAGGUACAAUUGAUACAAUUUGUCUGGUCCAGGUCUUGUGCUCUAUACACGAGCCAGAAAAGCACAUCGCCAUGCUUCAUUCAUUACUCAAAUCUGGUGGUCAAUUACUCUUAUUCGAGCAUGUCAUCUCACUAGAUCCAAUCACCAUUAUCAUCCAAAAAAGCUUCACAAGUCUGAUUUGGAAACAUGUCGCGGGAAAUUGUCAUCUAACUCGAGAUCCUUCCAAAAUGUUCUCCGUACAAGCUGGUUGGAAGAAUGUGUCGCUCACCAAACCUAAAGGUGAAGGCGGUCAAGAUUUGUUCCCCCAUCAAGUUGCACAAUACCUCAAA